This is a messenger RNA of Fusarium oxysporum Fo47, 1387 nucleotides long. RefSeq names its product septin CDC12. Gene Ontology annotation, molecular function: GTP binding; GTPase activity; molecular adaptor activity. The coding region runs from base 195 to 1352 and encodes 385 amino acids. Gene Ontology annotation, cellular component: microtubule cytoskeleton; septin ring; cell division site. The record is from RefSeq and is a predicted model, not a curated record. The transcript is spliced from 4 exons. Gene Ontology annotation, biological process: cytoskeleton-dependent cytokinesis. NCBI's taxonomy places the organism in Eukaryota, Fungi, Ascomycota, Sordariomycetes, Hypocreales, Nectriaceae.
ACUCAGGCAAGCACGAGCUGUCCCUAAACCUCCCUCUCCACCUUGAACAUUUGCACUCGUUCGACCUUCAUCGCGAUAUCGCAGUCGCUUGUUGUCUUGCAUUGCAUUGUCUUUGUUUUAAAGUCGUGUUUUACGCUUCAGAUCCUCUUCUAAUUCAACCUUUAUCUUCCCGUACCCAAAUCAACAACUUCAAGAUGGCUUCUGCAACUGCCGAGAACGCUUCACCGAUUGGUAUUGCCAAUCUGCCCAACCAGCGACACAAGAUUGUCGCGAAGCGCGGUGCCGGUUUCACUAUUAUGGUUGCUGGCGAGUCUGGUCUGGGCAAGACUACCUUCAUCAACACUCUUUUCUCCACCACCAUCAAGAACUAUGCCGACCACAAGCGCCGUCACCAGAAGCAGGUUGAUAAGACUGUCGAGAUCGAGAUCACCAAGGCCGAGCUCGAGGAGAAGUUCUUCAAGGUCCGACUGACCGUCAUCGACACACCCGGAUUCGGCGACUACGUUAACAACCGCGAUUCUUGGAUGCCCAUUAUCGAGUUCCUCGACGACCAGCACGAGUCUUACAUGCUUCAGGAGCAACAGCCCCGCCGCCAGGACAAGAUCGACCUCCGUGUCCAUGCCUGCCUUUACUUCAUCCGCCCUACCGGCCACACCCUCAAGCCUCUCGAUAUUGAGGUCAUGAAGCGUCUCUGCUCGCGUGUCAACCUUAUCCCCGUUAUUGCCAAGGCCGACACCCUCAGCCCCGCCGACUUGGCCAAGUUUAAGCAGCGCAUUGUCUCUGUCAUUGAAGCCCAGAACAUCAAGAUCUACCAGCCCCCGAUCGAGGAGGACGAUGAGGCUGCCGCUCAGCAUGCCCGCAGCCUUAUGAACGCCAUGCCUUUCGCUGUUAUCGGCUCCGAGAAGGACGUCAAGACCGGUGAUGGCCGCAUUGUCAAGGGCCGACAGUACUCUUGGGGUGUUGCCGAGGUUGAGAAUGAGGACCACUGCGAUUUCAAGAAGCUCCGCUCUAUCCUGAUCCGAACACACAUGCUCGACCUUAUUCACACCACCGAGGAGUUGCACUACGAGGCUUACCGCGCUCAACAGAUGGAGACCCGCAAGUUCGGCGAGGCUCGUCCCCGAAAGCUCGACAACCCCAAGUUCAAGGAAGAGGAGGAGGCUCUCCGAAAGCGUUUCACCGAGCAGGUCAAGAUCGAGGAGCAGCGUUUCCGUCAAUGGGAGCAGAAGCUCAUCUCCGAGCGCGACCGUCUCAACAAGGAUCUCGAGCAAACCCAUGCUCAGAUCAAGCAGCUCGAGCAAGAGCUGGAGCAGAUGCAGGGCAGCGCUGUCCGCAGCCACGGUCGCCGCUAAACGAUCUCGAGCAGGCCUUUAUGCACACUUGCAUG